CGAUCCAAACCCGAGCAAGCAGCAGUCCGAGGGCGAAUCUAACGGGCGUCGUGCGCGAUGGCUAAUGCCUCUCCGGAUCUGGACAAUGCAGAAGCCCAGCGCCAGCUCAACAACAACAACCGACCAAUCGGCUCCGGGUUCUGGGAGACCGAGUGCACCAGCGCCAAACUGUUCGAGUGCUCCCGCAUCAAGGCUCUGGCAGAUGAAAGAGAUGCAGUGCAGAAGAAAACCUUCACAAAGUGGGUCAACUCCCACCUGGCCAGAGUGUCCUGUCGCAUAUCUGACCUCUACAACGACCUUAGGGAUGGCUACAUGCUCACCAGACUGCUGGAGGUUCUCAGUGGCGAGCUGCUGCCGAGACCAACCAGGGGUCGUAUGCGGAUCCACAGCCUGGAAAACGUGGACAAAGCUCUGCAGUUCCUGAAAGAGCAGAGAGUUCAUCUGGAAAACGUCGGUUCCCACGACAUUGUGGAUGGAAACCAUCGCCUCACGCUCGGCCUUAUCUGGACCAUCAUCCUUCGCUUUCAGAUCCAGGUGAUCAAAAUAAACACAGCGGACAACAGAGAGACCCGCUCCGCCAAGGACGCGCUGCUGCUGUGGUGCCAGAUGAAGACCGCAGGGUACCCAGAGGUAAACAUUCAGAACUUCACCACCUGCUGGAGAGACGGCCUGGCCUUCAACGCCCUCAUACACAGACACAGACCGGACCUGAUAGAGUUCCACAAGCUGACGCGGUCCAACGCGACGCACAACCUGCAGCAAGCCUUCAACGUCGCCGAGCACCACCUGGGUCUCACCAAACUCCUGGACCCCGAGGAUGUGAACACGGAGAAUCCAGAUGAAAAGUCCAUCAUUACGUACGUGGUCUCCUACUACCACUACUUCUCCAAGAUGAAGGCUCUUAUUGUGGAGGGGAAGAGGGUUGGCAAGGUGUUGGACAACUGCAUCGAGACGGAAACGAUCAUCAACCGCUACGACGCUCUGGCGUCGGACCUGCUGGAGUGGAUCGAGAAAACCAUCGCCAUCAUCAGCAACCAGAAAUUCGCCAACUCACUGACUGGAGUCCAGCAGCAGCUGCAGGCCUUCACAACCUACUGCACUAUAGAGAAGCCCAUCAAGUUUCAGGAGAAAGGAAACCUUGAGGUCCUUCUGUUCACCAUCCAAAGCAAACUCAGAGCCAAUAACCAGAAACCCUACGUGCCUCAAGACGGGAAGCUCAUCUCAGACAUCAACAAGGCGUGGGAGCGCCUGGAGAAGGCGGAGCAUGAAAGGGGCGUUGCUCUGCGUAAGGAGCUGAUUCGUCAGGAGAAGCUGGAGCUGCUCGCUCAACGCUUCGAUCACAAGACGACCAUGAGGCAAGCGUGGCUCAACGAGAACCAGAGACUCGUGUCGCAGGAUAACUUCGGCUACGAUCUGCCGGCCGUGGAGGCGGCGAUGAAGAAGCACGAGGCCAUCGAGGCGGACAUCGCCUCGUACGAGGAGCGCAUCGGCGUGGUGAUGGAGCUUUCCUCGGAGAUGGAGAAGGAGGGAUACUACGACAUCCGGCGCAUCCUGGCCUGCAAAGAGAACAUCCUGGGCCAGUGGAGCCUGCUGAAGGAGCUGGUGGCCGGCAGGCGGACCCGGCUGGAGAAGAACCUGGCUCUGCAGAAAACCUUUCAGGACAUGGUCUACAUGAUCGACUGGAUGGAGGACACACAGGCUCUGCUGCUGUCGAAGGACUUUGGGAAGCAUCUGCUGGAAGUGGACGACCUGCUGCAGAAGCAGAGCCUGCAGGAAGCUGACAUUUCCAUCCAGGCGGAGAGAGUCGAGACGCUCAACGCUGCGGCGCUCAAAUUCACCACCAUAGAGGGCUACCAGCCAUGCGACCCGCAGGUGAUCUGUAACCGCGUGAACCACGUCUCUUCCUGCCUGGAGGAACUGAAACAGCUAGCAGCUAAACGCCGCGCAGAGCUGGAGGAGUCGAGGCAGCUGUGGGCGUUUUUCCAGGAGCUGGAGGAGUCGGAGGCCUGGAUCCGGGAAAAAAGCUCCAUCCUGGCGUCUCAGGGCUUCGGGAAGGACCUGAGCAGCGUGCUGAGGCUGCUGCAGAAACACAAGACUCUGGCCGGGGAGCUGCUGGCGCACCGCUCGCUGCUGCAGAACACCAUAAAGCGGGGGAAGCAGAUUCUGAGCGAAAAGAGCUUCGGCACGGCGGGGAUCCAGGAGCGCAUCAUGGAGGUGAAAGACGAGUGGAAGAAGCUGGAGGACCAGGCGGCGCAGCAUCUCGGCCACCUGCAGGAGGCGCUCAACUUCUUCCAGUUCUCCACGGAGACGGACGACGUGGCGGUGUGGCUCCAGGACGCCUACCGCCUGGUCUCCAGCGAGGACUUCGGCCACGACGAAUACUCCACUCAGUCGCUGCUGAAGAAGCACAAGGGCGUGACAGAGGCCAUCGAUAAGCACAGGCUACAUGUAGUUGCUCUGCGCAAACACAUGGUGGUGCUCUCUCUGCAAUACAGAGAGCAGGAGGAGGUUCAGGUGCGUUUAGGUGAGGUGGAGCAGCUGUACACGGAGGUCGCAGAGGUGGCCGUACUCAGACAGCAGUGGCUCCACGACGCGCUGGCCGUGUACCGCAUGUUCAGCGAGGUGAACGCCUGCGAGCUCUGGAUCGACGAGAAGGAGCAGUGGCUGGAGAAGAUGGAGAUCCCAGAGAAGCUGGAGGACGUGGAAGUGGUGGCGCACAGGUUUGAAAGCCUGGACCAGGAGAUGAACAGCCUGAUGGGUCGGAUCCUGGACGUCAAUCAGAUUGUUCAGCAGCUGCUGGACGGAGGUCAUCCGUCUUCAGCGGAGGUCAGAGGUUGUCAGGAUCACCUCAACUCCAGGUGGAACACCAUUGUUGAGCUGGUGGAGCAGAAGAAGGAUCAGCUCGACUCGAUGCUUCGCCUGCAGAAUUACCUGCUGGAGUGCGCCGAGAUCAAGUCCCAGAUCCAGGACAAGAGGAAAGCCAUCGACGCCACGCAGUACAUGGGCAGCGACCUGGGAGGCGUCCUUGCUCUGCAGCGACGCCUCUCCACCAUGGAGGGGGCGCUGUCUGUCCUGGAGCCCAAACUGCUGCAUCUACAGGAGGAAGCAGAGUUUCUGGCCGCUGCUCAUCCGAGCCGAACCAUGGAGAUCCUGGUGCCGUUCGAUGGCAUCAGCGUUGAGUGGGAGGAGCUUAAAAGGACGCUGCAGGGAUGCGAGGACUCGCUGAUGGUGGCCAGCAGGCUGCAGAGCUUCAUACAGGACCUGGACUCCUUCCUUACCUGGCUGGUCCAGACCCAAACGGCCGCUGCCUCGGACCAGCUGCCCAACGAUCUGGAGGAGGCGGAGAAACUCAUCAACAAGCACGCCGCUCUCAAAGAGGAGAUCGGACGGUACGAGGAAGACUACGAGCGUCUGCAGGCCAUGAACGAGCUGCUGGAGUCGGAGGACGCCCCCCUGCCGCAGGCCGCCCUGCAGCAGUGGCUGCAGAAGCUCGACGUUGGCUGGAACAAACUCCUGGAGAUGUGGGAGAGCCGGAGGGAGGUUCUGGUCCAAGCUCACAUCUUUCACCUCUUCCUGCGAGAUGUCAAACAAGCAGAGUCCUUCCUGAACAACCAGGAAUCGGCUCUGGCCCACGUGGAGCUCCCCACCACGGUGGAAACGGUCGAAGGCGCCAUCAAGAAGCACAAGGACUUCACCACCACCAUGGAGCUGAACCUGCACAGGAUCAAAGCUGUGAUCGAGGCGGGAGAAAGUCUGAUCAGCCAGAACAACAUCUACUCCGAGCGAAUCCGGGAGCGCAUCGACACGCUCGCCAAAAGGGGAAACCAGAACAGGGAACUGGCCCAGCAAUGGCUGGAAAAACUGAACGACCAGUGGGAACUUCAAAGAUUUCUCCAAGACUGUCAUGAGCUGGGGGACUGGGUGUACGAAAAGAUGCUGAUGGCGAGGGACAGCAGCCGAGACGAGACCCAGAAGCUGCACAAGAAGUGGCAGAAGCACCAGGCUUUCAUGGCCGAGCUGGCCCAGAACAAGGAAUGGCUGGAUAAAAUCGAAAAGGAAGGGCAGCAGCUGAUGAAGGAAAAGCCGGAGCUGAGCCCGGUGGUCCGGAAGAAGCUGGAGGAGAUCCGGGAGUGCUGGCUGGACCUGGAGAGCACCACCCAGGCCAAAGCUCGCCAGCUGUUUGAGGCCAACAAGGCGGACCUGCUGGUUCAGAGCUAUGAAAGCCUGGACCAGCGGCUGGGCCAGCUGGAGGGGCAGCUGGCCUAUGUGGACCAGGGUCAGGACCUCACCACCGUCAACAAGCAGCUCAAGAAACUACAGACCAUGGAGACCCAGAUGGAGGAGUGGUAUAAGGAGGCGGGGCAGCUCCAGGUCCAGACGGCCUCCGUCCCGCAGCAGACGCAGAUCCAGGGCUCGGUGGUGCAGCGGCAGGCCGCCGUGGAGACCAGGAUGGCCCGACUCAUCGAGCCGUUGAAGGAGAGGCGGCGCCUCCUUCUGGCGUCUAAGGAGAUCCAUCAAGUUGGGCGAGACUUGGAGGACGAGAUUUUGUGGGUCCAGGAGCGCCUCCCUCUGGCCAUGAGCCAGGAGCACGGCUCAUCGCUGCAAGCCGUCCAGCAGCUCAUGAAGAAGAACCAGACGCUCCAGAGGGAGCUGGAAGGCCACCGGAGCAGGAUGGAAGACGUCCUGGAGAGGGCAGCCAUCAUCGCCACCAUCAGGAGCCCAGAGGGCGGCUGCGUCAGGGCGGGCCACGACCAGCUGGCCCAGCUGUGGGCCCUGCUCUGGGCCGAGACGGAGCGCAGGCAGCUGGUUCUGGACGCCAUGUACCAAGCCCAGCAGUACUACUUCGACACGGCCGAGGUCGAGGCCUGGCUGAGCGAGCAGGAGCUGCACAUGAUGAACGAGGAGAAGGGAAAGGACGAGCCGAGCACGCUGCAGCUGCUGAAGAAACAUUUGCUGCUGGAGCAAACCAUCGAGGAUUAUGCCGAGACCAUCGGCCUGCUGUCGCAGCAAUGCCGCCAGCUGCUGGAGAUGGGGCAUCCAGACAGCGAACAGAUCAGCAAGCGCCAGUCGCAGAUCGACCGUCUGUACGUGUCUCUGAAGGACCUGGUGGAGGAGAGGAAGAGCCGCCUGGAGCAGCAGUACUGGCUGUACCAGCUCAACAGGGAGGUGGACGAGCUGGAGCAGUGGAUCGCCCAGAGGGAGGUGGUGGCCAGCUCGCCUGAACUGGGCCAGGACUUUGAGCACGUCUCCGUCCUCCAGGAAAAGUUCACAGAGUUUGCGUUGGAGACAGGAAGUGUGGGACAGGAGCGUGUGACGGCUGUCAAUCAGAUGGUGGACGAGCUGAUCGACUACGGCCACUCUGAGGCCGCCACCAUCGCCGAGUGGAAGGACGGGGUCAACGAGGCCUGGGCCGACCUGCUGGAGCUCAUGGAGACCCGAGCGCAGAUGCUCGCUGCUUCUCACCAGCUGCACAAGUUCUUCUCCGACUGCAAAGAGAUCUUGGCCCAGAUUGAGGAUAAGCACCGGCGGCUCCCAGAGGUCCGGGCUCGGCAGGGCAGCACGUCCAACACCAGCACGCUGCAGAGGCUCCUGCAGAGCUUCGAACAGGACAUCCAGCUGCUGGUCACCCAGGUGCGUCAGCUGCAGGAGAGCGCGGCCCAGCUGAGGACGGUGUACGCGGGCGAGAAGGCCGAAGCCAUCGCUUGCCGUGAGCACGAAGUGAUGCAGUGCUGGAAGGAGCUGCUGACGUCCUGCGAAGAGUGCCGGCUGCAGAUCACCACGGAAACGGACAAGCUGAGGUUCUUCAGCAUGGUCCGGGAUCAGAUCAUGUGGAUGGAGUCCAUCAUCUGUCAGAUCGGCACCGGGGAGAAACCCAGGGACGUGUCGUCGGUGGAGGUGCUGAUGAACUACCACCAGAGCCUGAAGAGCGAAGUGGAGGCCCGCAGCCAGAGCACGCUGGAGUGCAUCGAAAUGGGAAAGAUGCUGCUGGCUGCUAGAAACCCUGCAGCUGAGGAGAUCAAGGAGAAGCUGGAAAAGGUGAUUGCAAAGCAGCGUGAGCUUUCAGAGAAGUGGGACAAACACUGGGAGUCCCUCCAGCAACUGUUGGAGGUUCACCAGUUCGCCCAGGAGGCGAUGGUGGCGGAGGCCUGGCUGACGGCCCAGGAACCGCUGAUCAGCAGCAAGGAGCUGGGCGGCAGCGUGGACGAGGUGGAGCAGCUCAUUCGCCGACACGAAGCCUUCCGGAAAGCCGCCGCCACCUGGGAGGAGAGAUUCAGCUCGCUGCGGCGUCUCACUACGGUGGAAAAGCUGAGAGCGGAGCAGAGCAAGCUGCCGCCGACGCCGCUGCUGGGCCGGAAAGUCUUCCUGGACCCUCAGGACGCGGCGCCGGGCCCGGCCGCGCUGCCCCGCCUCCCCGUCUCCCCCGUCAUGAGGCAGACCAUCUACGAGCAGAACGAAUCGUCCAUCGCCUCCGUCGCCACGGCGGCCAUGUUGGUGUCGGCCAAUCAGAUGCGGGAGAGCGCGAGCACGGCGAGGGAGCAGGCGACGAAAGCCAUGAGCUACCUGCAGCCGGAGGCGAAGACGUCGCCGUAUCUACGGCAACCGAAGAUCAAACACCUGGACGACGCGGUGACGCCGCUGAUCGUGGCGAGCCGCCUGGAACGAGUGAGAGAGCGAGGGAGGGAGAGAGAGGAGCGGGCGGAGGUGGCGGUGAUGGCGGAGGUGGUGCUCCAGGAGCCGGGCCGGGAGCGGCUGCACAGCGAGCCCACCAGGGGGCCCCGCGGGUCCAGAACCGACCCGCUGGGCCGCGCCGAGCCGCAGGUCCAGGCGUACCAGCGGCAGCUGUCCAGCGAGCAGCUGAUCCAGGCGCGGCGCGACGAGCUGCCGCAGGAAGUCUGGAGGGAGCAGGUGGGGCGGCGCGACAGGCGGACGCUGGAGCGGCAGACGUCCAGCGAACAGGAAGGACACGAAGGCCGGCGGAGAGAGAGAGAGCGCCACCGAGUGGAGAGGCAGGAGUCCAGCGACAACGACGUGGGGAGGGAGCAGUCCGACCGACGCUCCACCGGAGGAGAGAAGCGAACCACCAUGGCAGAAAUUGUAGAGCAGCUUCAAGAAAGAGAAGCAGCACAGGCGCGUGGCGAGGUUCCCCGCCUGUCCAACGGUCUGCCAGAGAAGUCUUCCCGUCCGGACCGGCCCAGAGCCCGGGACCGACCCAAGCCCAGACGGCGGCCGCGCCCCAAAGAGCCGGGAGAGACGACGCGGCGUUCCCGAUCGGCUCCGGCCCAGAGCAGCCAGGCGACGCCGCAGCCGCCCACCCACACGGCGCACCACGAGGGCUUCCUGUUCCGCAAGCUGGACAUCGAGAGCAUGAAGAAGAGCACCAACAGCAGGUCAUGGGUCAACCUGUACUGCGUGCUGAACAAAGGGGAGCUGGGCUUCUACAAGGACGCCAAGAACACGGCGACGCCCUACAACAACGAGCCGCUGCUCAGCCUGUCCCACUGCCACUGCGACGUCACCAAUGGAUACAAGAAGAAGAAGAACGUCUUCACGCUCAAAACGAAGGAUGGCAGUGAAUUUCUGUUUCAUGCAAAAGACGAGGAGGACCUCAAGGCGUGGGUGAACAACAUCACCGCCAGCAUUUCAGAGCACGAGGAGAUCGCCAAAUGGGGCCAGCCCCAACCAACUACCUCAUCCACCGACGAAGGGACGCGGCGAGACGGCAGCAAGGUGGACAACCGGUCCGACCGCGGCGGCGAGCGCUCCGACCGUGGAGACCGGAUAGAGCGCGCGGACAAAGAGAAGGAACGGGAGAAGGAGAAAGAGAAGGAAAAGGAGAGGGAGAGAGGAGAACGCUCAGAGAAGUCGGAUCGGGCAGGAAAGUCGGACGGAAAACGCUCAGAGAAGAAGAAGAAAUGAGCGUGGCGGCAGACGUUUUGGGAUUAAAACCUACGAACUCUGGAUGGACAGGAGGCGGGGCCACAGACCGAAGGUGGAGGCCCCUCUUCUUCGCUCCAGCAGCUGGGCUUGGAUGGAGAGCAACAGACUGACCCGGCUCACCCACAGGACGGAUUUGAUCUUUCUCCGUCGCCUCCUGGUGGCCGUUUCAGAGAACUGCAAAUGGAUGAGGUUUUUUUUUUACAAAAAAAAAGUAGGAGAAACACGAGCAUCACUUUAAAUCAAAGGCUAUUACUGAUUGCUGGUAGCGCGGUAAAACGUAGCUCAUGCUGUCCCAUGUCGGUUUGUUUUCUGAGAUGAGCUGCACACUGCAAAAACACAAAACCUUACCAAGUUCUUUGGUCUAGUUUCUAAAGCAAAUAUCUCAGUUGGACUUGAAAUAGAGACAAAACUAAUUAAACUUUUCAUCAAGAUGCAGCAGCUUGUUUAAAAGUCAAUAAUUCUUGUUACACUAGUAGAUUAUUUCACUUAUAACAGACAUUUUUACAUGUUACAGGUGAAACAAUCUACAGGUGGAACUAGAACGUUUUUAUCAUUACUGACUUAAAACAAGCUGCUACAUCUUGAUGAAAAGUUAAAUUAGUUUUGUCUCUAUUUCAGGUGUACUAAGAUAUUAGAAACUAGACCAAAAAUACUUGGUAAGGUUUAUUUAUUUUGCAGUGUAGCUGUAUGUAACUCUUCUGUCUGUCCUAUCUACUGUAAUUAUCUGUCUGUCUGUAAGUGGAGACACGGCCCACUGUCUCUUAUCAAUCCUCAGAAAUCAAGAGAGAAGGAAAUGGUCCCAGAAGGUGGAAUCGUUUCGUUUUGUUUUGUUUCUUUACACCUUGUUAGUGAAAAAUCCACCCGGUUUUGUUGUGACGUUUCUUUUAACGCCUCCACGGAUGAAGCAGCACCAGAACUGCUCUCAAUGUUUCAUGAUUCAAGAAAAGAGCAGAAGAGGAAGAUGAAUAUAGAAGACCUGAUAAUUCCUUAUUAUUGUUUAAAAAAUAAAGUUCUAGUUCUGCUGUCAGAUUAUUUCACUUAUAAGAUGGGAAAACGUUUUCAGUGAAGACAGUCUGCCAGUGUUACUAAUACUUUAUGUUUUAAUCAAUAUUAAGUAGUUAUUUAUAUAACACAUGGUUUUAAAACUUGUAAAGUUUUGCUUCGGUCUGACUGUUUUCACCAUGGAUCAUAAUGUCCAAUAAACUGCCCAGCCUGUGGGCAGCAUGUUAACAAAUGGUCUCAACUGAAAGGCUAAAAAAUCAGAUGCAAGCUAAAAAUACGACUGACUUCUGCUUCUUGCGGAAAUUUGCGUUGCUGCAGUCAGGAUUUCUGAUCCUUCAGCGUUAGCUAAUCUAAUUAUGAAAUAGCCUCAAUGUUUGAUUCCCAGGAGCCUCGUUCAUUAAAACAUAAUUUACCUACUCAUUACAUAAAGAUUACAGAUUUUGAGGAACUGUACAGGCUACAUCUUCUAUUUUUAUAUCCAAAAAGUCUACUUGAAUGUCAUUUUGAUCAACUUGCUUUCAAGGUUUUCAUAAAUCUCAAGUUUCUUU
This is a messenger RNA of Poecilia reticulata (guppy), 9488 nucleotides long. NCBI's taxonomy places the organism in Eukaryota, Metazoa, Chordata, Actinopteri, Cyprinodontiformes, Poeciliidae. The record is from RefSeq and is a predicted model, not a curated record.